AUGGAUGAUUCCUUUGGUUUGUUUACUACCAACUCUAUUCGAAGCGAAAACUCCACCGAGUCCGAGAGUUCUCCUACUCAUUAUCGUACUGUCCUAGAAUUUAUGGUCAAACUUAUCUUCUACCCACCGCUCAAGCACGGUCAGGCUAGAGAUCGUAUUUGGACGCGUGUUUAUCCAGACGGAUCUGUUUCUAUUCAUGAAUACAAAUUACAUAACCAGAUCGGGAAGGGGUCCUACGCCGAUGUUUAUACUGCUGAAAACACAGUACUACGUAAGACAUUUGUCCUAAGAAUGGUUGACAGAAUACGAUUAGCGAAAACUUUGGGCACACAGGAAGCAGCGGAUAAAUUUUUAUGGUCUGCGGCAUCUCUCAUGGACAGGUUACAACACCCCAACGUGGUUCGGCUUUAUGAGGUCUUUUUCAAUCUUCUUGUAGUACCUACUCCAUAUUUAAAACAAGAAGACGUUAAUACCUCGGCUCCUACUCGAAUGCUCAAUGCUGGCGUUAUUUACAGCAAUUUUGGCGGGCUUUUUUCGUCUUCUCAAAACCUGACUGUCGAUUCUCUCCACCUCCAUGUUUCCACAUCCUUUUCCAGACCAAACAAAACUAUCACCUACAAUAUGGUAAAGGGGAUACUUAGCCCAACACAUCUAGGCCAGAUAUUUGACGUGAACGGAACCUCAGCCAUCAGGCCUCCAGAUGAUAUCGAUUCCUAUAAUAACAAGUUUAUAUAUGUGAUUGAGCGGUGUCACAUGAAAGACCUUAGCUCCAAUCUUAAAACUCUAAGUCUGAGGGAUAUUGUACUAAUAUUCUAUCAGAUUGCAUACGGCUUAGAAUAUCUACAUAGCUUAUUAAUUGUCCACCAUGAUAUAAAGUUAGAAAAUGUGUUGAUUGAUUACAAUGAUAACUCGCCAUCUCACUCAGUUACAUCAGAGAAGCCAUAUAAGUCUUCGUUAAUGUACGGCAUAGACCUCUCCAACCUUUACAAUCUGUGUUCUUCACUAGAUACAAACAAUUCGGAUCCCGAUAGCAUCAAAUGCCUUCGCACUUGGAUACAGCCUUUCAAACCAGCAACUCCUGAAUUCGAGUCUCCGUGCCCCUGUACUCAACAACCCAACGCAGCUAAAACCACCACUCAAUAUGAGCACGAUCCUUUUUCAUCUACUAAGCGCAGUUUGGCAGCUAAGAGCAAACCAAAGGUUUGCAGGUCUACCAACGCUGAUUUCAGCGCUAGUUCCUGCAACAAACACUUGAUACCCCCAAUUUCCUUGGGAGCAUAUGAUUCUGUGGAGACUAUUCUGGAUACUUCAGUGACCUCGCUAGAGUUUGCUAAGAUAGCCCCUUUUUACAUUUAUUAUUCACUUAUUUUCAGCAGCCAGUUUGAUUCCACGAAUAGAGUAGCCUUUGAGCACGCUAUUAAGCGCUCAAAUAUAAACACGUACUUUCUUGUCGCCAAGUUAAGCGAUUUUGACACAGCAAAAGAUCUAUCUGUUCACGGUAAGGUGCUCCCAUCAUUGCAAGACUUGCUAGGAAAAAUAGUGCAUGAGCUAAUAAAAGUCCUUAUCGAUGUAUUCACCGAUAAUUGGUCAUCCCUCCUUACUAACUUUGAUUUUCUGGAUGCAUUUCUAGAAGACUUCUUCUUUAGCACUAUACGCUAUGAACCGGAUUCACAUCAACCAAACAUUUUACACACUGACUAUUACGUUUCGUGUGAAAAUUUAGACAAGUUGCGUCCCAAAACAAAGAUCUUUGGUGGUACCAAUGAGCUGAAAUCGUUUCUAACCAAUAGUUCAAAAUGUGGUCACUUGCAGGAAACGUUCACACUGUCUACAAGCUCUUCGUCUGAAUUGUCGUUUGCAAAGUCUACUUUCUGUACAGAUACCACUGAGAGAUUUUUUGUACCGGAUCAGACUACCUCAGAUCUCAUUUUACCGGCAUCAAUGACUCCCAAUGACAUAGAAAUAUGCUCUAGUCCCGUAAGCUCGACUACACAGUUUAUAACUACACUCACAGAUGAAAAUCAGCCUCUGGUUUGUAGUGAUAACGAAAGUAGCUCUGACUCUCAGCUCCUUGAUAAUAUGGGACAGUGCCACUCUCAUGGUGCCGAUGGAGCUAAUCUUCUUGAUACAAGGAAUCAAGAAACUAGUUGCUCUACUCUCGAAAAGAAUGGACCCGUGCUACUCAGCGACAUUCAGACUAAUACUUCAACUUACUCCUCACCCUCACACAUCCUUCAUUGUGCACUAAAUCUUACAUCUAAAGCCUUAACUUUUAACAACCUUCAACGACACGACGCUAGCUCCAAAUCCUUCGCACGCCGAUUACCACGUGUACACAAGGCAAGCAACUUUUCUUUCAGUCAGGUGGUGCUUUCACGGAAAUCCUCAUCUACAAGGCGGCUCUAUCUCCAUCAUGUUAUCAGGUACCUCAACAAGCUUUUGAUCUCAGACAUGCAACCACAAGUCUUUCAAGAUUUUUAUUUUUUGCUUGAGUUACUCAAUACGUACUUCACAUCCAGCAUUUUCGAAGAUAAAUUGGCUGAGCGACUCACAGUCCUUUUUAGUUCCUCCGAGUUCAUAUGUCAUCAUCCGCUAAGCAGACAUGUCUUUCCAGCAUAUCUAAGUAGCAUAGCUGGAACGCGACAGUGCAUGCCACCUGAAAGCCUUCGUGUCUGGAACACACCAUCUGCUGCAACCCCCAAUCUUUAUAUGGGAAUGCCAUCUGAUGUCUGGCAGUUUGGCGUCGCCCUCUACUCUGUCCUUAUCGGGAAGCACCGGGAGCUGCCUCUUCAACGCUCUUCUGAAGAAGCCAUGCAAAUAUCUACACACCUCUCCCUCCUUCUUGCGGACCUUCUUUGCGGGCUCUUGGCUCCUUCACCAAUGCAGAGAUAUACCAUGGUUGAAGUUGUCAAUCAUCCAUUCUUUGAUGCCAAUAACUUCCCGCUUUCUGCAUCUCCUGAUCAAUUGUUCACUAUUAACUUUUCCUCGAAAUACACCUCAUCUGCCAAUUCUUCUGAACAUAUAGACGGCAAGCCUGACAUGCACCAAUGCACAGAAUCACUUCAUCAUAGUCCCGCUGGAGCCAGUGAUCCUGGUCUUAGAUCCACUCUGUUUGCAGGUGUGCUUUAUCCAGACUCGCUGUCCUUUGCAUCGCACAUGUGUUCUUCCAAGGCUAGUGUCUCUAACACCCUAUUAGACAGAAUUCAGGCACACAUAGACUCUAAAGAAAUCCGAAAGAGCAUUGAUCUUGCUCUCCGUUUUCUUAUCAAAAAUAGCACACAUGGAGAGGAGCUACUAAAAAUGAGUCUUCGACUGCGUAAGUAUCACUUCUGGGUAACUGUUCGACGUAGAGACAAACUUGUACGGGAAAACAGACACAUCUUUAGACGAUCGUCUAUUAGUAAUGAUGAAAUUUAUAGUUUGCUUAUUCAAACGCCCCAUAAUAGCAAGCAGUUGCUUCUUGCCGCUUUGCAGUCAUCCAAAACUGAAAACUCUAAUGCCUUUUCCAAGCCUACCAAACCAGACGAGGCUAUCACGCCGCACAAAUCUCAAAGCGGUAUUUUACAUGCUGGGCGAUUCAGGGCUUCAUCGGAGGAGAGCACCAGCUCAGCUCAAGAUAGCAGUGGCUCAGUUGGCUCCAGAAUAAAGAAGGUGCCAAUGCUGAAGCUCUAUGAGACUGCUUGCUCAAGCACGUCGAACCUACCUAUCUAUAAAGCAAGGCCAAGGACCUUCUUAAAUGAUGAUAGUAGGCAUACUGAUUGGAGUACUGGCAAACUAUCUGGUGGCCAAUUUGACUUAAUGAAUGUUGCAGCUGGCGACAAUGUUCUUGACCAACUACAUGACGAUAUCUACCUUAUGCUAAACACAAUUCCUUGGAAGUCAUCUUUUGUUAGAGUGAUGCCUUAUAUCUCUAAUUAUGAUCACAGCAUGGUUAAAUCUACAAAACGAAAGUCUUCAUUUCAUUCUGUUUUCAAUGCUACUGGUACCAAUUUCACAGAGAUAAAUCCCUUCGUUGAUAUUGAGGUAAAUAUCAAGGAGCUUUCGAUAGGAACACACGUUGCGUUUUCUAAGUUAUUUAAUCUUUUUUCGUUGGGGCUGCUCAAUGAUAUGACAACUUUGCAGGACUCUGAAGCCACCACAGUGAGCACACGAAGUCUGGAAUACAUCUUCAGUAACAGUCUCCUUAAGAGCGCUGGGAACAUCUGGGGACUUAUCAAAGCGCUCAAGAGUAUUCAGGUGGGCGUUUUGCUUGAAUGCCUCGUUUCUACCGUUCCGUAUUUUGAGAAGCUCACAAUAAGCCGACUCACCUGGAUUAAGCAUCUGUACUCUACGAUAAAAACACAGCGCAACUCUAGUUGUCUUUCUUUUCAGCGUCCUACUGUGAACAUUUCACACACCACACUUCAGUAUCCUGUUAAUACUACUCCGUUACCAGCUAACGACCCCCAGAUAACCCAGAUAAGCCUGUCUAAUGUAUUAGGACGCGAAUCUUUAUAUAAGAGUGCUUCGAUUAAGCUUACCACUUCUGGAAUGAAUAAAGUGUUUGCCAGUCAGUAUAUCCACGAAGAGUCCGCUGCAUCUUCAUCUACUUAUACUACUGAGAUACAACCCUACUCUACAGAGCCUACAUCACCUAUUAGGAAGAGCAACAACCUUUCACCUCCACACGAUGAAUCGAUGGAGUUCUCUUGCGCGUUGCUUAGCAGCCCUAGCAGCGUUCCCUCUUUCAUUGAAAAUGAUUCUGAGACAAUGCGAUGCUACUAUUCUGUUAACACCGACUCUUGCAUUACCCUAGAGUCAAUUUCAUCUGCAUUAAAUGGCUUAGCAACAAUUGCUGAAGAAGAGCGCCAACUAAGUAACAAGGAUGCAUUGCUCACCAAUAACUUGUCAUUGAUAGGUUCAUCAAGUUAUUCACAGUCGCUAUCUGCUAGGCUUCCUAUAACUCCCGUUGAUCUGACUAUUUCUAAAGCUGAUCUUCAUACCAGCACGGGAAUUUUUCCUUUCGAUGACCUUUGUUGCUUAUCUAGAAGUAAGACUGCAUCAGAGUGUCAAUUGGAGUUUCCUCCUCGAUCUGUUUCAGUUAAUACUCUCUCUAAGGCGCCGCCUUCUUUCACUGCUGAUCUUCGGGCUGACUUUAAAGAACGCCUUCAAGAGCGCUUAGGUGAAAGCAUUACUAGUGGGUAUAGUGUCUCAGAAUGCGUUAAUGAUGCUCUAACACCAGCAGACCAACGGGAGUCUCCUUGUCCCAGGAUGGUUCGUUAUUCAUCUGCAAUGAUGAGUGGAGCCAAAAUUCCAGAGUAUCCGAAAAUUACUAGUGUAUUACCUGCUCAAUUACGACAAAACUCUAGUGAGGUGCUAACUAAUGACCAGAUAAUGCUUCUCCACACAGCUACCAGCGAAUCAAAAGGAAUAGCCGCGCUCCACAGUCAAUUACGCAAUAUCUGGGCUGGACAAGCAAACAAAGUAGGGCAUGGAACAGGCUCUUCAUCUGGUCAAUUAAGUGCCAAGGGCAGUAUUAACUAUCCUUCUCAGAAGACUAGCUCUCAGAUUUUGCGGAUGGACUCACAGGAAAAGAGUGAUUCGGCAAAGAUAGUAUCCAGUGUGCAAGGACACAAGCUCCCUCUACGGAAGCACGGCUCUACUACUGCCUUAGCAGGGAUCUUUUCUGAUAUGAGCAUGCAGUGCAAGGCGAUUGAAAGAAUGUCUCGUUUUGUUAGCAUGGAAAGCUCUUCCUAUUCUGAUAGCACGGAUUGCGAGACGCUUCUCUCCACUGCUUUGCCAGGGAAAGAGAAGACGUCAGAAAGCUGUCGUGAUCACGACUUGCCAGAGUCCAAUGCGCUACACUUGGAGCCGGCCAAUUCUGAACUAUUAUUGGAUGGCAACCCCAGUAAUAGAAAUAAUCUACCAGAUCUGAAAAAUGCGGUCAAGUUUCAAAAGACAAUUUUAAAUACUCCCAGGACUGCUAAUAGCUCAUUUACAUCCAGAAAUAGUAGCGCAAAUUCGCUCCAUUUUUAUGAAAAAGCCAAUGCCCACUUAUCACGCUCCUCUGCGUGCAUUGCUACAGCUCACAACCAACCGUAUCUAGGGGAAUGUUCAUCCAUAGCUUCAGCCUCUGACAAUAAUAUUCCGUCCUGUGUGCUAGAUAUAUUCGAUUCAGCUGUUCCUCAUGAGGAUGACGUCAACAACGUCUCUAUAGCCGCGAAUGUCACCCGAUUUCUCGGCUUGGACGUAAACAAUCUGGAUAACGUAGAGAUAGAGUACAGCACAAGCACAACGAAAUAG
Messenger RNA from Giardia duodenalis, 6282 nucleotides. RefSeq names its product Kinase. The transcript has a single exon. Gene Ontology annotation, biological process: protein phosphorylation. The coding region runs from base 1 to 6282 and encodes 2093 amino acids. The record is from RefSeq and is a predicted model, not a curated record. Lineage: Eukaryota; Fornicata; Diplomonadida; Hexamitidae. Gene Ontology annotation, molecular function: protein kinase activity; ATP binding.